AUGGUUUAUGACUUUUUAAGAUUAGCUUUUGAGGAUUUUGAUAGUGCGUACAACUGCAAUCUAUUUUUAGAGCUGAUUAUGAAUGAAAAAGGCCUAAAAGUAACGCAACAGCCAGAGAAAAGUGGAAAGAUUUUUAGAAGUCAGUUCUGGUUUAAUAGUGACUCUAAAGACAACAAAUCUAAUCCGGAAACAAUAAAGAGACCAGAAUCUUCAGUGAGUCGUCAGUUUCAGCCAAGAAAGCAACAAGGCCUAACAGAAACAUGGGCAAAACAAUCGCAAGAAAAUGUUGAAAACGAAAUUGAGUUAAUUCUGCAGCGCGAUGAUCAAGGAUUCAAUUAUACACCAUUCAAAUCAGCUCCAGUUGCUCGAGCAUCAUCUAUCAACAUGCUUCGAGAAGGAACACCAAAUCCUCCGGGAGCGCAAGUUGUUCUUCAGCCACAAAGUUUGGAACAAUCUAACAGAAUGUUAGCACAGGGCGGAUUGCAGUCGGUUUAUCCACAACCAUAUAUGCCCUCACAAUACCCACUUUAUGGAGUGCUUCCAAACAUAAAAGACGUUCAUGCAUAUCAUCCAAAAGCACAAAUGUCAACGAUGAUGCCUCGCCCUAUGUCAGGUACCUUGUGGAAAAGUCCAGCAAGUGCUGAACUUCCUCCUCCACCGGGUCCUUAUCGACCUUCAAGUGCUAUGAAUGCUUUACCAGUUGCUCGUUCAAAUUCUCGUGCAGCUAGUGAGCUUGGCUUAGGUAAUAACUACAUAUUUAAAAAAAAAUUUUUGAAUUUCUUUUUCCACCAGCAAUUGUACAACACUAAAGAUGAACAGGUGGAAUACGAUCAGCAGUCAAAUUAUGGUAGCGAAAUUGAGCACAUGGCACAACAAAUAAAUAUGCUUUAUGGUUCAUACAACAAUAAACCUCAUGAUAUAAAUGUUAAUGAUCAAAAACUGAACAGCCAAGGUGGGCAACACAGAGGUCCACAAACGAUGUUAGCUGGAGCUCCUGGUAUGGCAAGCGACUAUAUAAAACCACGACUUUCUAACGGUAAUAACAUUAAUUCUGAUGCUCCAAUCGGGACACUGAAUAGCGAUGAAGAAAUCUUUAGAACACCGAAGGAUAUUGUCUAUUUUGAUGGACUGUCACUUUUGUCGGUGUUUCAGGUUGUUUGUGCCAUUGUAAUUUUCACCUGUGGUGUUCUACGCAUUAUAUGGCAUGCUAAAUGGUCUCUUGGCGUUGAACUUGCAUAUGCUGUCGUCGUUUUUAUCACUGCAGCUAUCGGUAUAUAUGCCAGUAGUAGAAGGUCAUACUGUUCGGCAGCAGCUGCAUUCGCGCUUUCCGGCAUAAAUUCGGUUGUUGGACUUGUGCCUCUUGUUUUUGGUGUUUUACCAGCUGUACCAUUUAUACUGUCGAAUACAAAUGUAGAUUGGUUUGCUAACGAAGAUGAAUCUUAUUUAGUGGAUUAUUUGUUAAGCUUUUCCAGCUUUGUUGAGAUUGUUUUGGCAACAAUUUUGGCAAUCUAUGGCUGUAAAUCGAUGGGUGCAACAAUGCAACAAGUUGAGAAACUGCGAUUACACGCCGAUAUGAAUGUAGCAUUCGAUAACUCGUCAAAUUCGAUGCGCAAAAAUUCUGUACCAACCGAAAAGAAGAUGCCAUUGCAGUAG
This is a messenger RNA of Enterobius vermicularis (human pinworm), 1653 nucleotides long. Lineage: Eukaryota; Metazoa; Nematoda; Chromadorea; Rhabditida; Oxyuridae. The record is from the annotation of a GenBank genome assembly.